ACCCCUUCAGCUCUGAGCUCCCGCCUCCAGCGCCCUCGUUCUCUCUCUCUGUCCGCCGCCUCCGCGCGCUGCAGUUGCCUGUGUCUUCUACGAGGGGUGAACCGCUGGUCUAGAACAUGUCGGGUGACGAUGAACAGCAAGAGCAGACCAUCGCUGAGGACCUGGUGGUGACCAAGUACAAGAUGGGGGGCGACAUCGCCAACAGGGUCCUCCGCUCCAUGGUGGAAGCCGCAACUCCUGAUGCUUCAAUACUAACACUUUGCGAGAAAGGAGAUGCCAUGAUCAUGGAGGAAACUGGCAAAAUCUUCAAGAAGGAGAAGGAAAUGAAGAAAGGAAUUGCCUUUCCAACAAGUAUAUCUGUGAAUAAUUGUGUAUGCCACUUCUCACCACUGAAGAGCGACCAAGAUUAUCUUCUGAAGAAUGGUGAUCUGGUCAAGAUUGACUUGGGGGUCCAUGUGGAUGGCUUUAUUGCCAACGUUGCGCACAGCUUUGUAGUUGGUGCAUCCAAGGAUGCUCCGGUGACUGGUCGUAAAGCAGAUGUCAUCAAAGCAGCGCACUUAUGCGCCGAGGCGGCUCUGCGCCUUGUCAAGCCAGGAAACCAGAACACACAGGUAACUGAAGCGUGGAAUAAGAUUACGCCGUCCUUUAACUGCAAUCCUAUUGAAGGGAUGCUUUCGCACCAAUUGAAGCAGCAUGUUAUUGAUGGAGAAAAGACCAUCAUUCAAAACCCAACUGACCAGCAGAAGAAAGAUCACGAAAAGGCAGAGUUUGAGGUCCAUGAAGUUUAUGCCGUUGAUGUUCUGAUUAGCACGGGAGAAGGAAAGGCAAGGGACGCUGGACAGAGGACAACUAUUUACAAAAGGGACCCCACUAAGCAGUACGGCUUGAAAAUGAAAACCUCCCGUGCCUUUUUCAGCGAAGUGGAAAGACGCUUUGAUGCCAUGCCAUUUACUCUCAGGGCAUUUGAAGAUGAAAAGAAAGCAAGAAUGGGCGUUGUGGAAUGCGCCAAACAUGAGCUGCUGCAGCCUUUCAAUGUACUAUACGAAAAGGAAGGAGAAUUUGUGGCUCAGUUCAAGUUCACUGUUCUCUUGAUGCCCAACGGCCCCAUGAGGAUAACCAGUGGACCUUUGGACCUUGACCUGUACAAGUCUGAAUUUGAGGUGCAGGAUGCAGAAUUAAAGGUGGGUAAAUUGUUUAUAUAGUUACUGAUAUGAGUGUAGCACAGGGAUGGAAUAUGAAUAGUGGAAAGAGUUUUUACAAGCAGACUUUUUUUUAUGAAUGCAGAUGAUUAAGUUCAGUUAAGGUGCCUAAAGUUCAGUAUCUUCUAAAGUCCAGGUUUAGGUUUAAAACAAGACUUAUGUAGGUUAGUGCCCCUGUGUUCUGUAUACAUGACACAAGUUGAGUUUGUCUGCUGUUGCUAUCUCUGCAGUCAACAGGUUGUUACUCGAAUUUGCACUAUUAUCCUUGAUAAGUCUGCCACCUGAUAGAGCAUAGAAUGUGAGAGGGCAUGUGGGCAAAGCAGACGUAUGCAAUACAGCUGAUUCAUUUGAAGAAUUGCACAUUUGUGUUAAGUGUGCUCUGCAGGUGCAAUAACUGAAAUGUAAAUAGCUGGUUUUAAACAAGCGUGUUAUGUAUUUUCAGGCACUUCUUCAAAGUUCGGCCAGUCGGAAGACCCAGAAAAAGAAGAAAAAGAA
Spea bombifrons (plains spadefoot toad) is the source of this 1694-nucleotide messenger RNA. RefSeq names its product proliferation-associated 2G4 (gene PA2G4). The record is from RefSeq and is a predicted model, not a curated record. The transcript is spliced from 12 exons. Bases 117 to 1202 code for a protein of 361 amino acids. Lineage: Eukaryota; Metazoa; Chordata; Amphibia; Anura; Pelobatidae.